CCCAAUGGACACAUUUUACUGGCUCUUCGUGAUCAUAUUUCUACCCGACCAUGGGCACACAGGGAAGAUUUCGCCUUCCAAUAAGCGCCUGAGUCUGCUGUGGAAAAGCUUCAAUUGCGCACCGAACCCUGACCACGUGGGCAGGCACAAAUGUUUCAUCCUGGACAACGACAAGUCAAUUGUUAGCUCCGAGUUUGAUUAUCUUCACGGUGUCUCUCAGCUGAAUGCCACGUUUAAAUUGUUUUUGCCUCGACCUCCGUUCAAGGAGUACCAUAAGAUGAUCGAUUUGAAUGUAGAUGUGUGUCAGUUUUCCAAGGGCUUGUAUGGCCACAAGUUCAUUUCAGUUAUCGUGAGGGCGCUCGGCAGUAAGGCGAGCCUGCAGCUGAAGUGCCCCCGUCCAAAGGGCCUCUACUCGUACACAAAUAUAAGCGUUGCGGAACAUUUGCCAGCCUUUUUGCCAGAAACCGAUUUUAAAAUCGAAAUCAAUUUCCUAACACCCGUCGCUUACUUGGUAAAUGCGAGUCUCCAAGGCGUGCUAUACGAUCCGGCCAAAAAGAGGGGCUAA
This is a messenger RNA of Drosophila subobscura, 565 nucleotides long. RefSeq lists its product as uncharacterized. Bases 5 to 565 code for a protein of 186 amino acids. Lineage: Eukaryota; Metazoa; Arthropoda; Insecta; Diptera; Drosophilidae. The transcript has 3 exons. The record is from RefSeq and is a predicted model, not a curated record.